Molecule: messenger RNA, 2513 nt
Organism: Harpegnathos saltator (Jerdon's jumping ant)
Lineage: Eukaryota; Metazoa; Arthropoda; Insecta; Hymenoptera; Formicidae
Exons: 7
Coding region: 167-1537 (456 amino acids)
Cellular component (GO): membrane
Source: RefSeq, a predicted model, not a curated record
AACUCGUCAUCCGCCCUGAAUGAAGUGACGUGCUCUCUCUCGCAUAUGGAGACGCGGAAAGAGCGGCGGUAAGGUCCGUGCGCGAAGCCCUCAGCAGCCGACCAGCAGCAGCAGCAACAACGACGACGACGACGACGACGACGACGACGACGACGCCGACGAGAGGAUGCUCCCUCAUCGGAGCUGCACUUGGCUGAUGUUGAUGCCGCUCCUGCUGAGUCUGUCCACCGGCGAACUUAGCUUCUACCGGGAUGCUCUCCCGGAGACGUCGGAGGACAUCGCCCUCAAGUACCUGGCCCGCUACCUGAAGGCGCAGCGUCUUCAGCAGUACCUGCAACCGUCCUUCCGGUCGCCGAUGCACAAGAAGCACAGCAUGCAACUGGACCGGCAGCGGCGCGAGUUCCUGGAAGUACUGAAGAAGACCACCCUGGAGAACCUGCGUAGGCAGCAUAAGCUGAAGACGUGGCCGCCACAUUACCAUCAACAGUACAACCCGAUCAACAAAAUCAUCCCGGAGCAGGAUUACCUCUUGAACUUCUAUGACCUGGGCCUCAAGGUGGGCUAUCCCAAGAUUGAGAAGUCGAGCGAGGACGACGGCGAAGGUUACGGGGAUGGCCUCGGAUACGGACGGGCCUUCCCCGAGGCCGACGGCGACGCGAUGGAGCCCAUGCUGGGCUUCCACGGCAAGUGGAUGGAGAGCGACGAUGCGAUCAUGUUGCACGAGGGCGGCAAGGAGAACAGCGCGCGGCCGGCGGCGGUCGGCGAGGCGAUGGUAACGUACAGGUUCGACAAGUCGAACCUCGAGGAGAAGCAUCCGUUCGCGGUGAAGCCAAACGAUCUCCGGUACUAUAGCCGUGCGUCCUCGUCGGACGGCUCGUACGAGCAAGAGGACGCCGCAGAAGCGAAGUCGGACGAAGAUAAAAUGCUGUUGGACAAGGGGCGGAUGUCGGCCGGCUACGAAGACAACGCGCAGGAUCUCGAGCGGAAGACGUCGAAGGACUUGUUGACCGCAGUCGACGGCAGGCUGGAACAGGAAAGAUCUGCGGCGCAUCAUCCGCUGAUUGUGCCCGUGAAUCACGACUUGAACAGCGACAUUUAUUUCAUCGCCGUCGUCGCCGGCUGCAGUGCAGCAGCGAUGUUCGCUCUGGUAUUGAUCAGCUUAACGUGGUGCAGACUGCAACGCGGCGCGAAGGCUGCGGCGGACAUAGAGUAUCCUGCUUACGGUGUGACCGGACCGAACAAGGACGUGUCGCCGUCCGGCGACCAGAGACUUGCCCAAUCCGCCCAGAUGUAUCACUUCCAACACCAGAAACAACAAAUUAUUGCCAUGGAGAAUCGUACUUCUGCAACGAGGGACCCGGGCUCCCUUUCGGAAGCGGAGAGCGAUGAGGAGAACGAGGAGGGCGAUUACACCGUUUACGAGUGUCCGGGACUUGCUUCGACAGGUGAGAUGGAGGUGAAGAACCCGAUGUUCCACGACGACCCAACACCGGCGACGCCGGCGCAGAGCAACAACAAAGAAGAGGACCACAUAUAGUUUCAAUAAAGUAGAGAAAUACCAUCGCGCGAUUUGGAGUAAAUCUUCCCUGGUGCUUAGCUCACUGUUAAUGUACCAUAUCGGAAACGUUUAUCCGUAUAUUGAGUGUAUACAACUUUAAUACUUAUAUAUGGCGCGAGGGGCGACGCGUUGCGCGAAGGCUAUCGGGGGUAUACCUUUGGUGUCAGAACGGCCGAUGUCGUUUUUUUCUUCGUUCUGGAACAAGAGAGGAACACCUGUCUGCUCAAUAGGCAGGAAAAAUCGAAGCACUACGGCGAACGAGCCGAUAAGCGUGUCAGCCGCGUUCUUAUGCGGGCGAAUUUAGUAGCUGCGUUUCUUUUUCUUUUUUUUGUAAGAUCGAUCGAAUCCUGCAAAAUACGCCUCUCCGAAGACAUCUAUCUAAUUCCGGAAAUAUCAGAAGGAAAAUAGUUCGUUUAAUUCACAAAAGAAGGGGAUAAUUUGAGUAUCGUCUUUUUCUUUUUUCGCGGUAGGAAACGACAUCGGUUCUUCUAGCGCCAAAACCGUCGAUCGCGGUUUCGCGGAAGUGACGGGGAAGAAGGGGAAAGAGGAGGGCAAGAAAGGAGAGAAUUCGAGGGCGGUCGGAGCUGGUGGGGCUGGUGAAUUGAUGAAUAAAAUCGCGUCUGUCUGAGAACACCCGUUUUCUAACGUCGCGACGUACUAUAGUUUGUACUUUCAUAGCAGGAGCAGGUGUGCCGCACGAUCGUCAUUAUUUUUCUAUUGCUCGUCAACUGGAUCCACCCCCGUGCCCGCGCGUAUAUCCAUUGGAUAUUCGCGAAUAUUCGCGUGAUAAUGGGGUGCGCGCGUUGUCCGGGCGGCGGUAUAUCUCGAAAACCACCAUUGUCCACGACUAUACUCCCUUGAAAGUAAAACUACGACUUAUUUCGAACGGUCUACACGCCGCUGUUUCGACUCUGUUUAUUAUCGAUCGGACGUAUAUGGAGAGAGAUAGAGAGAG